This is a messenger RNA of Bombina bombina (fire-bellied toad), 1999 nucleotides long. It is a transcript of the gene GNA12, whose product is annotated as G protein subunit alpha 12. The record is from RefSeq and is a predicted model, not a curated record. Gene Ontology annotation, biological process: Rho protein signal transduction; adenylate cyclase-modulating G protein-coupled receptor signaling pathway. The coding region runs from base 1 to 1224 and encodes 407 amino acids. Gene Ontology annotation, cellular component: brush border membrane; heterotrimeric G-protein complex. Gene Ontology annotation, molecular function: D5 dopamine receptor binding; GTPase activity; guanyl nucleotide binding. The transcript is spliced from 3 exons. Lineage: Eukaryota; Metazoa; Chordata; Amphibia; Anura; Bombinatoridae.
AUGACUUUUUAUUCCUUGCGUGUAGCAAGGGGCACAGAGGCAAAACCAUGCACUGAGCAAAAGCAUGUCAUAGAGGAACAAGCGUACAGUAUAAGUUUUAUAAGGGGAAGAAGUGAAAGAUUAUGUAGUGGACCAAUUUGGCUCAGAAGGAGCCGAGACAAGGAGCGGGAGGCCCGCAGGCGAAGCCGAGAGAUAGAUGCUCUGCUGGCCCGGGAGCGGAGAGCAGUGAGCCGGCUCGUCCGCAUUCUGUUGCUCGGUGCCGGGGAAAGCAGCAAAUCCACCUUCCUGAAGCAGAUGCGGAUCAUACAUGGGCAGCACUUUAAUCACAAGGCGCUGCGGGAUCCGGCCCUGGAGUUCCGGGAGACCAUCUACGAGAACACCAUCAAGGGUACACGGGUCCUGGUUGAUGCCCGAGAUAAGCUAGGGAUUCCUUGGCAAUAUGCAGAGAAUGAGAAGCAUGGCAUGUUCCUUAUGGCGUUUGAAAAUAAAUCUGGAUUACCUGUGGAACCUACAAGAUUCCAGUUAUACGUACCUUCACUUAGAGCACUCUGGCAAGAUUCUGGAAUCGUAGAAGCUUUUGAUCGAAGGAGUGAGUUUCAGCUGGGCGAAUCUGUAAAGUACUUUUUAGAUAAUUUGGACCGUAUCGGGGAAUUGAAUUAUUCUCCAAGCAACCAAGAUAUUCUUCUAGCCAGAAAGGCAACAAAGGGAAUUGUGGAACAUGAUUUCAUCAUCAAAAAAAUUCCAUUUAAAAUGGUGGAUGUAGGAGGUCAAAGAUCCCAAAGACAAAAAUGGUUUCAGUGCUUUGAUGGAAUAACAUCUAUAUUGUUUAUGGUAUCAUCCAGUGAAUAUGAUCAAGUGCUUAUGGAAGACAGACAUACAAACAGACUUCUGGAAUCUAUGAAUAUAUUUGAGACUAUUGUAAACAACAAAUUGUUCUCCAGUGUUUCUAUUAUCCUCUCUCUGAAUAAAAUGGAUCUUCUUGUGGAGAAAGUACGGACUGUAAGUAUUAAGAAACAUUUUUCUGACUUUAAAGGGGAUCCACACAGACUGGAUGAUGUAAAGCGUUACCUUGUUCAGAGCUUUGACAAAAAAAGACGUAACCGCAGUAAGCCUCUAUUUCACCAUUUUACCACUGCUAUUGAUACAGAAAAUAUCAGGUUUGUCUUCCAUGCAGUUAAGGAUACCAUCCUGCAGGACAAUUUGAAUGAUAUUAUGUUGCAAUAAGGAAGAUAACUCAUCCUUGUUUAUUGUCUAUGGGUUUAUUUUCCAAGUCUCAGACACUUUUCAAAUUACUGAAUGAUUAAAGCAACACAUGAUUCCCUUUACCUUGAUGCCUGUAACAGAAGCUGUUUUUGAUGGUUUGUAUUGUCUAUGCCACAAACUUGUUCAUGACAAAAAAUCGGAGGUGUAAAGAUACCAUUUUUUUUUUUAGGUUAGUGUCUGUAACCAUAUCAUUGUAGUACAACUUUAUAAAUAUCCAGCAGAAGAAUUUAUAAAAAAACUAAUGUUGGUUCUAUUUGGAAGCAAGAGGUAAUAUGAUUGACUCCUCAGUCUUACAGUUAAACAUUAGACUGCAGUUUGUAAAAUAUUUCACUUUAACUACUGGCUUAUAUAUAUUGUUGUAUAAUAACUACUGAAUCAUAUGAAACUGACAUAUGUUAUGUUAUCCCUAGCUUGACAUAUUUAAGUUCAGUUGCUCAUUCUGUAAAGCAUAUAACUAACACUAUGUUUCUGUUUUGAGUAUUGUUUAAACCCGGGCUUGUCACAUCCUGGGAUAGGCAUUCACAGUUAUUAAAGUUCUGCUUGUGACUCAAAAAAAAAAAAAAAAAAAAAAAAAAAAAGAGUGCUUAUAAACUAUAAUAUAUUGAGAAACUAGGUUAAAGAUGAUAUUUUGCAAUAUUCAAUGAUGGAUUAUGUAUAUGAAGCAAAACUGAUAAUUUAACGAACACAUAAGAUUUCUGAAGCAUACGGGUACAUAUAGACAGGCAUGUAGCUUUAA